Molecule: messenger RNA, 5031 nt
Organism: Acanthaster planci (crown-of-thorns starfish)
Lineage: Eukaryota; Metazoa; Echinodermata; Asteroidea; Valvatida; Acanthasteridae
Molecular function (GO): protein binding
Source: RefSeq, a predicted model, not a curated record
AAUUUCCUCGGACUUGGAUGAAUUGAUUAGAGGCCUGUUGGUCCGUCACAUGUCACCGGGAGGCCUGCACAGCUCAUUAGGAAACUCCAGCAGCCCUGCCAUUGGAACAAUCAACAACCAGUCAAUCAUUGUCUGGAGCUGGCCCGACCAAGUCACUUCACAACGUGCAGUGUGAGUAGCGGGCUUCGUAGCGGGAGCUGCUUGAUCGCCAACACCGGUAGCUGGGGUGCUCGUCCCCGUGGCUUCUGCGUUGAGCAGCCUGGUGAUGAAUUAGCCAGCACCGGCCCACAAUAAGAAUUAAGCUCAUUCCCCAUUGAGCGCGAAAAGCAGUGACUCACAGCAGACAAGAGGGCCCCUUUGAGACUGAACAUUAACAUUAGAACAAUUUGCACUGAGACUCUUUGAUAUUUUGCAAUACAAUUUGGGGGAAAACGCUCCACAAAAUUCAGCACAAGCCUGAAAAAUCGUUUUUGAGCUGACGACCUGCAAUCUGAGGUGGUCUGGUUUUUCAAUCCAGGAAACAUUUCAGUCAUGGAAGUACUGCGGAACUUGGAGGCCUGCGGUACUAGCCAGCUGGCCGCUGCUCGCAGGAUCAUCUGUACCGGUUUCCUAGCUCUGCUCGUCUUGUUCAUUCUCCUACCGACUGCCGCCGUCAGUCAGCGGGCCACGUACCCUUCUCAACCAGUAUCUAGCAGUCAUCACGGCCAUCACUAUCGGACCAGGGGAAGCAACUGGUGCGACUUCAUAGUAACCAGGCAGGUGUCGUGCGCGAUUCGAAAUGGCACAGAGAUGUACGUACAGAGGACCACGCCCAAUUGGUGCAAGUACCAACUACAGUCACUUUACGGGUCAUUCGGCAGGAAAGACUGCGAUAAGACGUCAUACAGGAUAAUGUUUCGGCCGAGAUAUUACAUCGGUCUUCGUACCGUAGAGACAAGAGAGCGUAGGUGUUGCCCGGGAUUCAGCGGACAGAACUGUGACAGAGUUUGCUUCAAUUGCUCCCAAAUAGACGAAUUACGCCAAAAGGUCGACAGAUUGUUAACAGGCUCUCAAUCGUCACCGUUACCCAACACGCAGUACGUUAACAAUAUUCCCUCCAGCGGCACCCGGCCAGGCGAGUCUGUCAUGGGGCACACCGGUCCCGCUGGGCCCGCUGGUCCGAGGGGACCCUCAGGACCUAGGGGACCACCAGGACUCCGCGGGCUACCCGGGGAUGCAGGAAUGCCCGGGCAGACGGGCGAGCCUGGCCAGGCCGGCCCUCCUGGCCCUCGAGGGCCGCAGGGGCCCCCGGGGCCGCCCGGUCCCGCUGCACCAGGUAUUCAGGGGGCACCAGGUGAACCAGGACCGCCGGGACCUGUGGGAUCUAACGGAGACGCUCACGGUCUUAAUGUUUCUGCGGUUGAAUUAGAGGCUCUUCUGGUGGAGAUAGCUGAGUUGCGAAGCAGAGUGUCAUUCCUAGAACAAGUAUUUAUAAUACAGUCGGGUGGUAUCCCCGAUCCCAGCAACGACGCCUCCAUGAGCCCCUUAUUCCCAUCCAAGCCCAGCAUCGAGACGAUCAUCAACCCUCCGGGUUACCCCACCGAUAUUCCCGAUCGCAGCGGUCGGCCCGGCCUGCCAGAUCUCAACACCGAAUUGAAGGCCCCCACGGAGUUACCGGCCAGCGUGAGCCCGGUCACGGAGGCUUCCGGCUUGGGUGACGCGGGCGAUCUAGGUAUAUUACCCCAACCGGACGGCCGUCUCACUCUCGAUAUAGGGUUAGUUCCUGUCGCCGUUUCUGGAAUGAAGGAAUCGGAAAUACAAGACGAACCGAAAGACGACAAAAACGUUCCAUGAACAGGAUUCGGUAAAUUGGAACAACAUCCUUACAUUGUUCUUCACUUGUACUAAUGAUAACGGCGAAAACUAUCUAUGUGAUUCCUUGCACGGAGUAUCAAGGUGAAAGACAGCCAUGGUAACUUCCUUCAUUAAACGACGAUAAUUCUUCAGGAUUUUUUCACUGGCAUUUGUAAGCAAAGUGGAAAUUUCUGAACAGAGAGGAAACGGAAUGUGUGAACAAGAUAAAAUACUAAUGCUGAGAAUUGUUUUAGUCACACCGACUGCCAAACUGCACACUUUAGUGAUUGUUUUGACUAAUUUUUAAAUGACAGAAGGGGAAUUUCAUCUCUAAACUCCCAAAGUUUGGACGUAAAGAGUGUCAAGAGCUGCUGUAUUUUGUAAGUCAGUGGCGUAGCCAGCCUCUUGUCGGGGAGGAGAGGGGAGCAAGAGUUCCCAUCAUUAGUGGUACGGUAGUUGCUCCCCUUGCUUCCCCUCUUCACCACUGUUGUCAGUUUGCCACUGGAGUUUUACGGUUUCAUCUUUAUUGUUCUGUGCUAAAUUGAAAUCGAAGUUAACCGCAAGAUUUGAAUGUGCGCUGGCUCCAAGGGCAAAUCCGGGUGUGGGGGGGGGGCGGGGGCCAACCCCCCUGAGCAUCCAUAAAUGGCUCUGCAGUAGGUCUCUGUGUCGGGAAUACGAGUUACCUGCCAAAAAUAGUUCAAUCUUGGCAGAAUUUAUCCACGCAUGAAUAUGUUGGGUACGUUUGAUAGAUCACGUGACUGUUCUACUGCGCUACUUGCCCAAUGCUAAAUUUACCGAUCCUACCGUAUCAGUCCCUUUUCCUUAUAAUUAUUCACAGCUGUGGACGACUGUUUGAAUCGUGAAAUUAGGCUUUGGUGAACCAUUAACCGAUAACGUAAGCAAUCGACCGGUAUAUAGGGCAUAUCCAACGAUUUAAUGCCACCAAAUAAUGUUCGAGUGUAUACUUCAGUAUUGAACUGGAAUUCCAUACUAAGCAAGAGCUCAGCUGCCAUUUGGUACGACAGGUCAUCAGCUAACUACUAUGCAUUACAUUGUAAAUAUACUUUUUCUUUCCUUUUUUUAAAAUUUAAUGUUCUUCUCUGACAAAUGCUGCAUAUUUUUUAAAAAGAUGUUUGGCACUGACAUAGAAUGGAAUAAAAGUGACACAUUGACCCUUCUUUUGCUACACCACAAUCGUAGUCUUUGCCAACCAUCUUCGUGCAAGCUAUGGCUGACUGCAAGUACAAAAUGAAAAGAAUAACUCAAGAAGUACAGGGUGUCCACAUGAAAAGUAUACUGAGAUAAAACUACUUUGAUGGGAAAACUGCGUUUAUAUUGGACAGAGAAUGUAUCUCUAGAAACGGCAGAAUGUCCUCUUUGCAGCGUUAUUGACACAGAUGAGUCAACAAACUAAAUUUAUGUUGAAGUUACUGAAAUUGGCACUGUGACAAGUUUGCAUAGUUGAUUAACAAGGCUUAACCAUGCAAGUGUGCAGAAUAAAUACCAAAGGCCUUUGUUUAAGAACACAUUCUUGAAAACCAGGAAUGUACCUAAAUCAAUCCAAUCUGCUUUGUUUUUGCUACUUACUUCAUAAGUUUAAUGUGCUGUGCCCUCCACAUGGCAACCAUUCCUGUCAAUGCACAUCUGACAUCUUCGUAAUACGUCCUUUACUGCUCGUACGACGUUUGACUUUUGUUAUUCAAAACAUGCAUACUUGCCACAGUUCUGAUUUAAGUACCUUUAACGUCAGUCUAGUUUGUUCACUCAUCAGUGUCACUAACAUCAAAAGCUGUUGACCACUGCAAAGAGGACAUUCCGCCUUCUCUAGAUAUAUUUCUCUUUUCCCAUGCAUAAAAUAGUUUUGUCAUUACAGUAGUUUCUAUCUCGGUAUACUUUUUAUGUGAACACGUUCUAUAUAUACUCUAACACUGCUUUUAAAUUCACGGUAAAUGGUAAAAAACUACUGAUAACAUACUUAAUUGAAGUACCUCUCUUUUUUCACACCAAUUGAGGCUUAAAUGUGCAUCUUUUACGCCAAAGCUGUUGCCAACACCGGUCAACUUUUUGAACUCCUGUGCAAAAUGGCGGUCGAUAUUUGCAAACAGAAGGAAGGUAAUUUGCCUUGAACAAAGUUGGUGGAGCAAGCACCUGCUUUCCUGAAUGAGCAGUUAAUUUGCAACGGCACUUAAAAGAGCACCUGCUACUAAUGCAAUUUUACACGUUUAUCACUAUAUUUUCAUGGCAUAAAUUUGAUAAACGUGACUUUUUAUAUUGGAGCUUGUUUUAUCGUAAAUUGUAUCCUUCCUAAUUUACUGGACACUCAACAACAUCGUUUAGUUAUGAGUUUUGUAAGAUAAUUUUAACAUUAUUUAAGUAUAACUUAAACUGGGGGAAAUCAUUAUACAUCAGUAUUGUUGUAAUUAGAUUAGACUAAGUUAGAUAGAAGUAAUUUUAAGGUUAAUAAUUUCCUUCUCACAGUUUAGUUCCUUGCCCAUUUCAUGCCAUUGGCUUUGAAUAGCCUCACCUCCCACGAACCAGAAAGGAAAUGGAGAAUGCUCCCCGCCUAGAAACACUUUUUUUUUAAUUCCUGCAUGAUUACCAAGAAUUCUUUCAGCUUUCUGGAAAUUGAGGAUCCUCAAGUACGAAAGAGACUUACCCUGGGGUUUCCCUUGCUUUUCUAACUGCUCAAACCCAAUGUUUAACCAAGCCCCCAUCCGUCAAUGACCGGUCAAAGUUUCCUCCCCCCACGAACUUAGCAUGUCCAGAUAUCCCACAGGCCCCUUGUCUAAAACGACCAUAUUUAAGUCCAGUUACACUCGGUAUCCGUUUUCAGCGAGUCUGGAUGUCCCAACUGUGGCCAUACUGCAUGCCCCUUCUCAAUAAGAUCCGAUGUAUUCUCAAGCUCACUGGAAGUAUCCAAUCCAAUUUCUCCAGAUCUCAAUACCCCAAACUGUACACAUACAUGCGCGAAGUGUUUCACACAGCGUGGACGCUCCACUAACUGGACACUGCAGUUUAAUAUUUAUUCAUUCGUGUAUUUUCAUUCCCAAAGGUGGGCCCUUGGAAAAAAAAAUUACAAAUCCUUGGAAAGUUCCUACACUUCAUAGGUUGGGUUCAGUACUACAGACAACCCUAAAAGUAACAUGGUAGGUCAUAUGGAGGUAGUCUUGGCAAUAAAACAAUUGUUUCUAACAUGAA